GCAAUGACGCAGCUAGUGAGGUUAUAACCGAGGCGCGUCAAUUGCUGGUUGAAAACUAUUUCCAAACCCCCUCUUUGGCCGGGGUUUGACCCUGCGCCAUCGAGAAUUUCUUGAAGGGCUCCCUCUAACCCAGGAGACGGUUUUCUUGGUCUAAGCUAGAGGUUCGUGGGACGGCGUUAUUUCAGUGGGCGGAAACGGUGGGUCUUCUUCAUAGGAGACCGGAUUUCGCCGAAUUCCGACGUUGUUUAUGUUACAGAACACGUCAGAUUUACUCCAUUGUUUCUGAAGCUGAAACAGGGAACGCCGGUGCCCCCGUCACAAUGCGGUGGUCAGGUGAUGGAAGGGAAGCGAAGCGUGUUCCCUGUCUUGUUUGAUUCAGGCGACCCGUCAACCAUUUACUUUCCAAAGUUCCGAUCUCACUAUAUGGUAAUGUGCAUUCAUCUCAUCUCUCUUGACGGAGCGAGGGCGAAGCGUCGGGUCUCACGUCGAACCGGCGCAGCUUUGGUCACCUCCCCCGCGAGGGCCUCGCAUCUCUCAUUUCGAAGCCUCAGAAAUCGUCACUCAUGUCUUCUUCUUGCUUAUUGCGCUCGUACCUUCGUCUCCGCCUCUUCUCGCUCCUCAGGAGGAGUGGACCGACGACGGCUGCUGUCCAUCCUUUCGCGCCUCACCGGUCUGCGCGCCCGCAUGUGCCAUAUGCCGCCGUGCGUCAGCUGCCAAUUCUGUUUCGGUGCGGUCGAUUUCGAUUGCAGCAUGCUAUUGCCGCCUCUUCUCUAAUCUUUGACAUGCGUUGUAUAUAGAUAUUAUGUUUGCAUCGUUGAAGUAGCUGCAGAGCCGAUAUCAGUGGCCGCCCUUCACAGUCAUCCAUGAGCGCCGUCAGCGAUCGAUUCUUUUGAGGUCAAUGUCAUCGAACGCGAAUGCUGAAGAAGCUGUAAUGCCGAGAUCAGUGGCCGUCACCGUCGCCCAUGAACUCCUUACAGCUGGACAUCGUUACCUUGAUGUCAGGACUGUGAAGGAGUUCAGUGGUGGGCAUGCUGUUGGAGCUGUAAACAUUCCUUACAUGUUGGAGUCUGUCUCUGGGUUGUUUAAGCGGAAAACGGUCACUGAUGGCUGCAUCAGAGCUUUCAAAUGCUGGUUUUACAGGCAUCACAGAUGUUGCAGGUGGUUUUUCAGCAUGGGUGGAGAAUGGACUUCCGACAGAGCAGAAAGAGCCUGUUAGACAAUCCACAUGCUUUCUUUAGGUCUGAAUGGUACUCUUUUCCUUUCUGAUCCAGUGUUGUUUGGUAGCAUCGCAAAGGCGAGCAGGGUAAUAAAUGAGGUCUAGCCAGUGAUGAUUAAACAAAAAUGAACAAAUAAAUGCGUAUAUGUGAAAAAUUCAUCAUCAUCAAAUUCAUUCAAGCUUGUAAAUGUGCCAAGCACCCUCAUCAACUUUAGAUGUAUUUGUUGUGCUUGUUAUAGUUGUUUGGAUUGUUUUAAGAUUCUGCAUGAUUGACAAGUUCACUAUGCUCAGUUACAUGUUGGUAAUCUUGCAAUGUUUCAGAAGUUGAUUCGAGGUGCAGAUCGAAUACCGGUAUCAUAACAUAUAGCUUGGUACAGUUCAACCUCAUUUACUUCUUUUGGUUAUUGUAUUCAAUCAUAUCAUAUGCAACAAGUUGAUACUCUCAGGUGUAUUAGUAUCUGAUGGUUGAUCACAUUAGAUGGUUGCUUUAUGUUAUAGAAAAUGGAAGGAAAACAAUAUAUCGAUAUGGGAAUCUUUUGCCGACUACCUUUACAUGCUUCAAUGCCAUGCUUUGAUGUUUACCUGCUUUUAUUUGUGUUCACUUGAUCCUCUUCAACCAUUUCUUGUGAUCUGUUUCUUGCAUCACAUUUGAUAGUUUUCUCGUACAGAAAUUUGGAUGGCAUAAGACCUCCUGCAGCAAGUCGAGGAGGAGGCGUUGAUCAAUGGAGCUGCAGCUUUCACUUUGGCUGAUAACCAGUAAAGCUUCCUACAAUAACCAUGAGGAUAGAUGAGGUUACAUUUGGAGAAGAAGAAGAAGAAACUAAGCAGUUGUAGCAGCAACUCGCUCGAGUGGAAGAAAGCUGAAGGGAUGAAAGAGUACUAAGAUAUUGGCACGGCUCAAUCAGAGAACAAAGCAUGAGGACUUUGCAUUGCUUGAGUCGUGCAUGCACUCUGAGUGAGCCGGGCCGACAUCAUAGUAACUAUCUCAAGGUGAUGUUAUCCUCAUCCAUUGUUACUGCACAAGCAUGCCUUCUCUUCUGUCCCUACCGGGAGAGCUGGAAGAAGAAAAAGGAGGAAGUUUCUCUUCUCUGCAGAGAAGAUGGAGGCUUUAGACAUGGAGAGCAUGCAGAGGAAGAGAGAGAGAGGGAGAGGGGGGCGAGAGGUGGUGGAGGAAAGGACUCAUGCGUCGGAAUUUAAGGAGGUUGAAGGGGUGGGGGUGGCAUUUAAGUCUCCCGACAACCCGAGGAGGAAGACAGGCUGCAGCAUUAAUAGUAAACCUCUCUCUCUCUCUCUCUCUCUCAUAUAUGCAUCCAAAUGGUACAUGAAGUUCUCACUUCAACAGCUUUUGAGAUUUAGCUUCUUCAGAAACCAAGUGCUGCCGUCUGAUCAGCGAAGGCCACUACAAAUACAAAUAUUAUGGUGAAAAUGAGGGACAAAGAGCAUGUAAUGAUGUUGAUGCUACUGAAUGAUGAAAUUAAAAUUGAUGCCAUUACCUCGUGCAUUAAUUACUUCGAA
Molecule: messenger RNA, 2731 nt
Organism: Musa acuminata AAA Group (dessert banana)
Lineage: Eukaryota; Viridiplantae; Streptophyta; Magnoliopsida; Zingiberales; Musaceae
Product: thiosulfate sulfurtransferase 16, chloroplastic-like
Exons: 8
Coding region: 899-1216 (105 amino acids)
Source: RefSeq, a predicted model, not a curated record